AUGCUAUGCAAAGUAGCCCCCUGGAAAAAGUACCUGGAGCUAGUGCACGUGAAAGCGUGUAUCCGCGUGUGGACCGUACCAGACCUCCAUAGCGCCGAGCCGUGGCCGCCAGUCCUCCCAGCUUUCUUUGUGUUUGGGAAUGGCGAAAACGACAACGACGACGAUGAGACGGGCUAG
Plenodomus lingam JN3 is the source of this 177-nucleotide messenger RNA. The record is from RefSeq and is a predicted model, not a curated record. Lineage: Eukaryota; Fungi; Ascomycota; Dothideomycetes; Pleosporales; Leptosphaeriaceae.